This is a messenger RNA of Dermatophagoides farinae (American house dust mite), 1334 nucleotides long. RefSeq names its product SAGA-associated factor 29 (gene Sgf29). The record is from RefSeq and is a predicted model, not a curated record. Lineage: Eukaryota; Metazoa; Arthropoda; Arachnida; Sarcoptiformes; Pyroglyphidae. Gene Ontology annotation, cellular component: SAGA complex.
ACAGGCAAUGUUUUCUUUUAACCCCCUGCAUUCAUAAUAGGUGGCAGUAUUUGUUUGUUGAUUUUUCAAUGCUCAAAAUUUUUUUUAAACAAUUCAAUUUUUAGUUCGAAAAUUUUUAAAUAAUGGCCGAUGAUAAGAAUGAUGAUUUCAAAGGUCAACAAUCCACCAGUGUAUGUUCAUCAUCCGGUCUGGACAUUAUGAAUAAUAAUAGUAAUAAUAAUCAAACAAUGCUCAACAAUAUCCAUCAGGCACAAACAUCACAGGAUAUAUUCAAAGGUGCCGAAGGUGAAUUUCUACAGGAACGUCUUCAGGUUUUAAAUCGUUUGACCAAACAAAUCACAUUGUUUCGACAACAGGCAUUGGACAGCGUAAAUGAACUUCGUAAUUCACAGAAAAGUUGCAUGAAAACCGAGAUAAAUAAAUCGGAUGCUGAUCGUUUGAAAUCAUUAUUUGAUAAAGCCGUUUUGGAUUGUGAAAAAGAAGCCGAUGCUGUACGAUUAUCGUUGGAUUUGAUCCAAGAAAUUAGAAAUUAUUCCCGUUCAAGACAGAAAAAAAUGCAAUAUGCAUUCAAAAAUAAAAAAUCUUUCAUACGUCGUGGACAGAUGAUUAAAAUAUUGAAUGAUUGUGCCCACACACUACCAUUAUGGAUCGGACGUUCAGUAAAUGAAAAACCGCCUCCACUUUGUGGUGCUAUACCUGCAGAUUUGGAAUAUAUUCCUAAAAUCGGUGAUCUAGUUGCAGCAUUGAUCCCGACAGCAAGUGAUAUAAUUAAACCAUCAACAUCGAUUAGCCAUCUAAAUAAUCCAAAUCAUACAGGUGAUUGGAUUUUGGCCGAAGUCGUACACGUUAAUGGUAAUAAAUUCGAAAUCGAUGAUAUUGAUGAAGAGCAAAAUGAACGCCAUUAUCUUACACGUCGUUCAUUAAUACCACUUCCAUUAUAUCGUGCCAAUCCUGAAACUAAUCCUGAAGCAUUACAUAAACGCGAUACACGUGUAUUAGCAUUAUAUCCUCAAACAACAUGUUUUUAUCGUGGAAAAGUUUUACAUGCACCAAUCACAGCCAAUGGAAUGUAUCAGAUAUUAUUCGUCGAUCAUACAUAUCAGGAAGGUUUCUCACCGCCAUUAGAGGUACCGCAACGAUAUGUAGUGAAAGAACCAAAAGAUGCUGUAUUAGAAACACCGAAAAAACGUAAUCGAGAAUCGGAUCAUCCUGAAUCAUUACAAGGAUUAGUACCGAAACGUUUUCAACCAUCAAUGGCUUCCAUACAUAAAACAUUGAAAAAAGAAUAAACAUUUUUUAUCAUUAAAAAAAUUUGAUUUUUUUUAUCAUUUUUA